UACCUUUGGUCGCGACUCGAUUUUGCUUUUCUCUCUCUCCGUGGAUAAGAUCUUUUUCUCUGGUGUCGAGUCGUGUUCGCGAUAGAGUCAAUGAAAGUGGUGACAAAAAUGGCGGACGCAAGGUUGCUGCGCAUCGCGGCGAUAAUUUUUUGUGUUUUGGGGGGUGGUCUUGGUUUACCAAAAUCGGAGCUAUUUCCCUUUGGAAGGGAACAAUAUUUACCGGCGGAGGAUGAUGUCAGUUCCCCUGAAGUACCGUUGACGGUGCCAAUUAUAUUCUAUGGAAAUGAGUACCGGACCAUUUACGUAAAUGAUAAUGGUUUGCUAUCGUUCCUGACGGAAGUCCCGUCUUUCUUCAAUGCACAGUUCCCUCUCACUUAUCCAAUCAUCGCUCCUCUCUAUUCCGAUAUUGAUACAAGGGCGGCUGGUAGAAUUUACUACAGGGAAACGCAGGAUAAUGCACUUCUGGAGCGAGCAGCGAGGGACAUUCGAAGCCACUUCUCCAAUGCCGGGUCCUUCCAUCCGCGAAGCUUAUUCAUCGCCACUUGGGAUGAAGUUGGCUAUUAUGAAAGGGCAACUGACAAGGUGAAUACUUUCCAAGUCAUCAUAGCCUCGGACGGAGAAGACAGUUAUGUCUAUUUCUUAUACCCAUCUAAUGGUGUACAAUGGAUUCAAAGUCAGGGAAAGAAUCCGAACUUGCCAGAUGCUCGGGCUCAAGCCGGAUUCAUGUCCGGAGAUGGAAGAUUAUACACAGUCAGGGGAUCAGGCACUGAACAGGCGAGAAAUUUUGACAGGAUGUCGAAUGCCAAGAAAGCUGGCAUGUGGUUGUUUCACGUUGGCCGUCCUACAGGAACGGAAAGGAACGUCAUGCCACCUGAUAUGGAAUCUGCAGAUGGGUCUGAUGACAGGACAAGUGGUCAGACAGUUGCCACUUGCUCGGACACUUUGCUCCCAUGUCCACCCCAUUCGACUUGCGUGGACCACCAAGAUGGAAAAGGCUUCUGUUGUGUCUGUAAAGAUAACUAUUUUGGAAAUGGAAGGAACUGCGUGGAAAAGAAUUCUCCUCAGCGCAUGAACGGCAAAGUGAGUGGCAGCAUUAAUGACAUUCAACUACAGGACGCAGACCUGCAUGCCUACAUCGUCACUGAGGACGGCCGGACCUACACAGCUGUUAGUCGCGUGCCCCCAGGGAUCGGAUCUGACCUGCAAGUGCUCACCCCUCUCGGAGGCAUUGUGGGAUGGCUAUUUGCCGUAUCUAGAAGCGAUGCUCCAAAUGGAUUCACUAUAACAGGAGGAGCAUUCAACCGAACUGUCGAAGUCGAUUUCCCGCAAACUGGACAUCACGUAUACAUCGAAGAAUCCUUUCUCGGUCCGGAUGUUUUCAACUACAUGAGGGUGCAGGUGAGAUUAAGAGGAAGCGUGCCUUCAGUUCCCGUGGGCUCAAAGAUUGAAGUUCCAGACUAUGAGGAAGAGUACACCAGAGUGUCCCCAGGAACUAUUCGAUCUCGUGCCUCAAGAAGCUACCGUUUGGAGGGCAACAACCUGGAAGUUCCUUUCACUCUUGACCAAACGAUCACAUAUUCCGAAUGCAACACCCAUAUGACCAGUACCAGGUUGAAAGUGGCCAGAAACUUCAUUGUCUACGAUCCCCAGGAACAAAUAGUCAGAUACGCCAUGACCAAUAAGAUAUCGCCUCUAACAGGUGAUGAUCCAUGCAAGGAAGGCAGACAAUCUUGCGGCCCCAACAGCAACUGUGUCGUUGAGGGCGAUGCCUUCCGCUGCGUUUGCAAUCAAGGGUACCAACAAAUUUAUGACGAAUCUGGAGAUGGAUCCACAACGUGCGUCGAUGUGAAUGAAUGCGUUCUUGGUAGGGACAACUGCCAUGUGUUUGCUGAUUGUUUGAACUUACCUGGGUCGUUCAUGUGCAGAUGCCAGCCAGGAUACUUCGGGGAUGGAACAAACUGCGAACGUAAACAGACUUGUGCUGACAUCAACUGCGACCCCAACGCCGAUUGCAUCGAGGGUACAUUGCAGAGGCCCCCUCAGUGUCGCUGUCGAAUUGGAUACCUUGGUAACGGACAGACCUGUGAGUCUGCGGAGGGUGAUGACUGCAGGAGUGUCAACUACUGCGACAGGAGAGCUGACUGUGUAUACGACGAAGAGACACACAGACACACUUGCAAGUGCCGGCGAGGAUUUACAGGCGACGGCGUUGUAUGCGUGGAGGACAGCUGUGAUGUGGCCGACAACUGUAGCCCUGACGGUAGCUGCCUGUACGACGCCGAAGGAGAGGCAUACUAUUGUGCAUGCAGACCGGGAUUCUCCGGUGAUGGCUACGUAUGCCUGCCAGAAGAAACCUUCCAAAGCUGUGACGUGGUUAACAACUGCCAUCCACAGGCACAAUGCAUCUACGACGCUCAGAUACAGAGAUACCACUGUCAAUGUAACCCCGGUUAUAGAGGAGACGGCAAAACGUGCAACAGAGUUAUAGAAGAACUGACAUGCGACCAAGCAAACAUAUGCUCGCCAUAUGCCUUAUGUAUCCGAGAUGACGUAACGGGAAGACAUUUUUGCCAGUGUAAUGAGGGUUUCGACGGGGAUGGCUUAACUUGCACAUCCCUCGAUGAAUGCAACAGUCCUGACGAUUGUGACAACAACGCUGAAUGUCUGUACGACGGCGAUGGGCAACGAUUUCACUGCCAGUGCCUGCCAGGAUUCAGGGGCAGAGGCACCAAGGGAACGUGCAGUCUCGAUCCAGACGUCGCCUGUAAUGUUCGCAACAACUGCCACGAAAGUGCCACUUGCACGUACGACGCAGUGGACUUGACUUAUAGGUGCCAGUGCAAACCAGGUUUCAACGGAGAUGGAUACAGAUGCGAGAAGGCCGAAGUUCCUUGUAAUAUCAUCAAUAGCUGUCAUGUGAAGGCAGAGUGCCAAUACGAUCCACCAUCUCGAGGAUACAAGUGCCGUUGUUUACCUGGAUAUGAUGGGGAUGGUCACACAUGUAGGUCUCAGAGAUCUUGCCGAGAGGACCGCUACUUGUGCGACCGUAAUGCGGAAUGUGUACCUCACGAGGCCACUGGAGAUUACGUUUGUCGCUGCAACCAAGGAUUUAUAGGGGAUGGCAACACAUGCGCUCCUGCGCCACAACACAGCGGAGGGUAUCUAGUAUUUGCUCACGGAAUGUCCCUCCUUCGAGUGCCGACACUUCCCACCAAAAGCAAUCCGGGACAAUUGCUGCUAAUGGAACCCAAUCAGACACCAGUGGGCUUGACGACCGACUGUCAGAUGGGACAUCUCUAUUGGGCUGAUGCAUCUCUGAAAGUCAUAAGAAGGGCAAAUUACAACGGAUCAGACGUCACUAUGACAAUCUCGAAUGAUAUGCUGUCACCAGAAGGUGUUGCUGUGGAUUGGUUGGCAAGAAACAUUUAUUGGACUGAUUCUGGAAAAGAUACGAUUGAAGUUGCAAGCCUAACGACGAAGUACAGAAAAGUACUCAUCUCGGAGGGUUUGAGCAAUCCCAGAGGUAUCGCCGUCCAUCCUGGACUUGGAAAGAUGUACUGGACAGAUUGGGAUAGGAAUGCCCCCAAAAUAGAGAUGGCCAACAUGGACGGAUCUGGAAGGACGGAACUCGUAAAGGAAAAUCUCGGUCUUCCGAACAUGCUCGUCAUCGAUUACGACAGGAGCAAUCUCUGUUGGACCGAUUCGGGUCUCAGAAGAAUAGAAUGCAUUGCCUUGAAUGGACAAAGCAGAAGAGUUGUAUACACACCCGCCCCUUAUCCCUUUGGAAUAACCAUUCACGAAGGAUUUAUUUACUGGACAGAUUGGGAAAUUAAAUUUCUUCACCGAGUGGAUGUGAAUGGUGGUGAAGCUGAACCUCUCGAAAUUCCUGCAGGAGGCAGUGGAAAAAUGUAUGGAAUAGUAUCUUUGCCUUCCUACUGCCCUUCAGUGACAAGUUACUGUGCAGUAGAAAAUGGUGGCUGCAAAUAUCUUUGUCUUCCAUCCGGAAGAGGUGGCCGUUCAUGUGUCUGCCCAGAUUUUAGUGAAGAUGGAACAACGGAGUUUGAAUGCUCAACCUCCUGAUUGGAUAUUUGAACUUUAAAAAUCAUCAAUGAAUCUUGUCUAAAUAAUGUCGUGUUUUGUGCAAAUCAUUUUUCAUGAACCAUUUAUCUUUCUGAAAUAAAAUUUCAUCUUUUCUAAUUA
This is a messenger RNA of Argiope bruennichi, 4200 nucleotides long. Its product is annotated as nidogen-like. Gene Ontology annotation, molecular function: calcium ion binding. The coding region runs from base 91 to 4080 and encodes 1329 amino acids. The record is from RefSeq and is a predicted model, not a curated record. NCBI's taxonomy places the organism in Eukaryota, Metazoa, Arthropoda, Arachnida, Araneae, Araneidae. Gene Ontology annotation, biological process: cell-matrix adhesion. The transcript is spliced from 21 exons.